AUGUGUAUGGGUGAGAGGGAACCAACUGGAGGCACUCAUAAAGAGAUACACACGCACGAACGCAUCACUUACCCACCGCCCUCUCUCAAGGUUUGUCUGCGGCGUGUCUUCGAUUUUCCAUCCUUUGAGGGUUAUUAUUUUGUAGCAAUGGCAGGUGCUCGUCCAAAUGGUCCUCAUUAUUCACGACCCUUAGUGGCCCUUCUUGAUGGAAGGGAUUGUACGGUAGAGAUGCCCAUACUGAAGGAUGUAGCAACGGUUGCAUUUUGCGAUGCUUCCGGGACGGCUGAAAUUCAUGAAAAGGUGCUUAAUGAAGCCUUUGGAGCCUUGAUGUGGCACUCAAUUUCCCUUAAUCGUGAGGACUUGCAGAAGUUCAAGAACCUUAAGAUUAUUGUGCGUAUCGGAAGUGGUUGCGAUAAUAUUGAUAUUAAAACUGCUGGGGAAUUAGGAAUUGCAGUUUGUAAUGUUCCUGGCUUUGGUGUCGAGGAAGCUGCCGACACUACAAUGUCUCAUAUUUUGAACCUUUACCGCCGUACUCCUUGGCUCGCUGAUAUGGUUCGCAGUGGGAAACGCAUUAAUGGACCAGAACAUUUAAAAGACGCUGCCGCUGGGACUGCUCGUAUUCGUGGCGAUACUUUAGGCAUCGUUGGCCUUGGCCGAAUUGGAGCUGCAGUAGCACUUCGUGCAAUAGCAUUCGGAUUCCGAGUUGCAUUUUACGACCCCUAUCUCUGCGAUGGUAUUGAAAAGUCCCUUGGCAUUGUUCGCGUUUACAAUCUCCAAGAUCUUCUUUAUCAGAGUGAUUGCGUUUCUCUUCAUUGCACUUUGCACGAUCAAAAUCGUGGAAUGAUUAAUGCGGAUACUAUUAAAAUGAUGCGGAAAGGAGCUUUCUUAGUUAAUACAUCUCGUGCUGGUUUGAUUGAUGAAGUCGCCUUAGCCAGUGCUCUCAAGUCAGGUGUUAUUCGAGCAGCUGCAUUAGAUGUCAUGGAUUCAGAUCUCCUAUCUGGUCCUCUGAAGGAUGCACCCAAUCUUAUUGUGACCCCACAUAUGGCAUACUACAGCGAGAGUAGUGUAAGAGAAAUGCGUGAAGCUGCUGCCAAUGAAAUUCGACGCGCGCUCAUUAACAGGGGUCACGCGGGACUACGUAAUUGUGUCAACAAGGAGUACUUGCAAGGUGCACAAUCGAAUCCCUACAGCGGUUUAAAUAGUCAUGGUAAUAAUCCCCUAGCUCUUGCUAACGCUGCUGCUCUGAACAACCACGCUGCAAUGGCUGCAGUACUCUCGAUGCCCCCUUUUGCAGGAACUGCUGGUGCUGGCUCCAUGGGGCUCACUUUACCUCCAGGUCUCCUUGCAAAUAAUUUCGCAUCAGCUGGUGGCCUGGGUGGACCAUCUAAUAACAAUGGGGGAUUGCCUGGUCCUCAUGGACCAGGAGGUCCUAGUGGCCCUGGAGGUCUUUUAGGAAACAAUGCACCAUCUUCCAUUCCUGGUCUACUUCCACCACCUCCCGGAAGUGGUGGUAAUCCUCCACAGUUUUCUCAAAGUGGCAUCCCAGGUCCUUACGGUCCAUUCCUUGCCCCCAAUUUCUCUGCUAGUCUUUCUGCUUUGGCUAACCAACAACAGCAGUCCUCGCAAAAUCCAAGCCAGCAACAAAAUCAAUCGUCUCAGCAGCAAGGCCAAUCCUCACACCAACAGAGUCAGCAAAAUAUGGCAGCCACUGCUGUUCAACAGUUGCAGCAGACUCUGGCUUCUCAACAGGCGUCUAGUCAGAGUGUUCCUAUUAUGUCCAAGCCGUCAUCUAGUAGCCCUGCACCACCUAAUGGAAGUGGAAAUGGUACACCCAGUGGAGCUCCAGGAUCAAACACUCCAGCUAAUCCUAGCGGAGACGCAGCGAAGCCCACUGAAUCACCUAACCCUGCAAUGGAUGUGAUGCAAUCGCAUGGAAAUUCCGGUUUUUCGUCCUUUGCUCCGGGAGUUGGAAAAGUGAAGAGCAGCGACUCUCCAUGA
Molecule: messenger RNA, 1998 nt
Organism: Rodentolepis nana
Lineage: Eukaryota; Metazoa; Platyhelminthes; Cestoda; Cyclophyllidea; Hymenolepididae
Source: the annotation of a GenBank genome assembly